UCCCCUCUCUUGGGUUUGUGUGGCCUCUCUCCCUCCACACCCAGAACCAGAGGGAGAGCAGAGGACUCCCGAGAACUCCAUGGCCACCAUGGACGUCCUCUCCGCCAAGCUCCUCCGCUCCUCCCUCCACCCCCACGCCCCCUUUCGCCCCUCCCCGUCUCUUCCCUCCCGCCGCCAUCGCCGUUCUUCCCCAAUCCACUGCCGCCUCACCACCUCCCUAUCCUCCUCCGCGACCACCACAUCCGAGGGGGACGCAGACCAGGACCUCUCCGCCCUCCUCUCUGGUGAUUCCGCCAAAGCCGCGUCCGGCGCCGGGUCAAGGAAGAAGCGGUCCAACAGCGGCGCCUCGAGCAUCCCGUCCGGGGUGCGGCUGGAGAACAUCUCCAAGUCGUACAAGGGGGUGACCGUCCUCAAGGACGUGUCCUGGGAGGUGCAGCGCGGGGAGAAGGUGGGACUCGUCGGCGUAAACGGCGCUGGCAAGACCACGCAGCUCCGCAUCAUCGCCGGCCUCGAGGACCCCGACGGCGGCAACGUCAUCAAGGCCAAGGAGAACAUGAAGAUCGCCUUCCUCAGCCAGGAAUUCGAGGUCAAGGCCUCCCGGACCGUCAGGGAAGAGUUCCUCAGUGCCUUCCAGGAAGAGAUGGGUGUCAAGGACCGUCUCGACCAGGUGCAGGCGGCGCUCGAGCGCGCCACCGAGGACAUGGACCUCAUGGGGAGGCUCCUCGAUGAGCUUGACCUCCUGCAGCGCCAGUCGCAGGAUGUCGACCUUGGCAUGGUGGAGGUCAAGAUUCAGAAGCUCAUGCCCGAGCUGGGCUUCGUGCCGGAGGAUGCCGAUCGACUCGUAGCAUCCUUCAGCGGCGGCUGGAAAAUGAGGAUGUCGCUGGGGAAGAUACUUCUUCAGGAUCCUGAUUUGCUUCUACUCGAUGAGCCCACAAAUCACGUCGAUUUGGACACCAUUGAGUGGCUCGAGAGCUACCUUAAGACGCAGGAUGUGCCGAUGGUCAUCAUAUCUCAUGACAGGGCUUUCCUUGAUCAGUGUUGUACGAAGAUAGUGGAGACUGAAUUUGGUGUCUCCAAAACAUAUAAGGGUAACUAUUCUGAAUAUAUUCUAGAAAAGGCGAUAUGGGUGGAAACUCAGCGCGCGGCGUGGGAGAAGCAGCAGAAGGAGAUCGAACACACAAAGGAACUGAUAGCUCGGCUUGGGGCUGGAGCUAGCUCAGGGCGUGCUUCAAGUGAGCAGAAGAAAUUGGAAAAGCUUGAGAAAGAAGGGUUGAUUGAGAAACCUUUCCAAAGAAAGCAGUUAAAGAUCAGGUUUCCCGAGCGUGGGAGAAGCGGCAGAACUGUGUUAGCAAUAAACAAUCUCAAAUUUGGAUUCGGGGACAAGACAUUGUUCAACAAUGCUAACCUGAUAGUUGAGAGAGGCGAAAAAAUAGCUAUUAUUGGCCCCAACGGAUGUGGGAAGAGCACAUUACUGAAACUUGCUUUGGGGAUGGAGAAACCACAAGAAGGUGAAGUGAUCCUUGGGGAGCAUAAUGUGCUGCCAAACUAUUUCGAGCAGAAUCAGGCAGAAGCUCUCGAUCUAGAGAAAACCGUGCUGGACACUGUGGCUGAUGCUGCAGAGGACUGGAAAAUUGAUGAUAUCAAAGGUCUCCUUGGUCGUUGUAAUUUUAGGGAUGACAUGCUAGAUAGAAAGGUUCAGUUUUUAAGUGGCGGAGAGAAGGCGAGGCUUUCCUUUUGCAAGUUCAUGGUGACCCCAUCUACUUUACUGAUUUUGGAUGAACCAACAAAUCACCUUGAUAUUCCAUCAAAAGAAAUGCUUGAGGAGGCAAUAUCUGAAUACACAGGCACCGUGAUAACAGUUUCUCAUGAUCGGUAUUUUGUAAAACAAAUAGUUAACAGGGUCAUUGAAGUUAAAGAUCAAACUAUCCAGGACUAUCAAGGAGAUUACAAUUAUUACCUUGAAAGGAACCUUGAGGCCAGAGAGAGGGAACUUGCACGUGCUGAAGAGCUUGAGGAAAAGGCCCCAAAAGUAAAAGCCAAGUCAAAAAUGUCCAAGGCAGAGAAAAUUGCAAGGAAGAAACAGAAGGUGCAGGCCUUCCAACAGAGCAAGCAGAAAUCGAAAUCGAUGAAAAACUCCAAGAGGUGGAAUUGAGGUGUCAUGGUCCCUUAUUUAAGGUGCGCUUUGCAGUGCCGUCGACGAUCGGCGAGUGCCAGGCAUGCCCCUGGUGUGAUGCUACGACCCACAUAUCGACAGAAGCAACAGUGGCAUACAUCAGCAAUGACCAAGGAGCUAAUCCUACUAGUUAUAGCAUUAUAGAAGACCAAACGCUGGGACUAAAGGAGGGAGUGAUUUGUAACCUUGUACAUAAUACAGUCAGUUUUUUGAUCGAGGAAGGCUUGAUGUGUAACGAUUAACGAAUGGGAAUGCCAUUUAUGCUCUUC
Lolium perenne is the source of this 2442-nucleotide messenger RNA. Its product is annotated as ABC transporter F family member 5. NCBI's taxonomy places the organism in Eukaryota, Viridiplantae, Streptophyta, Magnoliopsida, Poales, Poaceae. The record is from RefSeq and is a predicted model, not a curated record. Gene Ontology annotation, molecular function: ATP hydrolysis activity; ATP binding.